AAUGGCGUAUAAAGACACUUGAUUCUUUUCAUUUACGUCGUUAGUUUUACGCGAAAGAGCCAACAGUUUCGAUCGAAAAACGACAAAGUCUGAAAUGGUAGGUCCAUUACGAAAAGAUGGACAACCCGACAUGCGAUACAAGAGCAAUCGUGAGAGUGGCAGCAGCAAUUCUGUCGUUCAGAAACCCGCCCCCACCACCAGUAGCUUCUAUUCGUCAGUCAACGAUAGGUAUGACCGUAAUCCACCUGGCCCGCUUAGAAAAGACGGGCAGCCGGACAUGCGCUAUGCAGCAAACAAGAAACAUGUCGUCGAAAACAACGUUAAAAUUCCAGAGAAAACUCCUAUAACAAUUACGAAAGCAAUUGAUCUAUCUGUUCCAUCGCGAAUAAAGGACGGCCAACCUCACACGCGAUACGAGUGCAACAUCGUAGAGGAAGAGUAUCCACCUGGUCCGCUCAGAAAAGACGGAAAGCCGGACAUGCGCUAUGCCGCAAACAAAAAUUGUGUCGCUGAAGACAACUCCGGAAAUUUCUUUGGAAUUUCGACAAGAAUUACGAAAUCAACUGAUCCGUCUGUGCCAUUGCAGAUAAAGGACGGCCAACCUCGCACGCGAUACGAGUGCAACAACGUAGAGGAAGAGUAUCCAUCUCGUCCGCUUGGAAACUUCAGAGAUUUCGUUCGAAUUUCGACAGCAAUUACGGAAGCAACUGAUCCGUCUGUUCCAUUGCGAAUGAAGGACGGCCAACCUCCCAUGCGAUACGAGUGCAAGAAAGAAGAAGAAGAGUAUCCACCUGGUCCGCGUAGAAAAGACGGACAGCCGGACAUGCGUUAUGCCGCAAACAAAAAAUAUGUCACCGAAGAAAUCUUCAGAGAAUUCCUUGGAAUUUCGACAGGAAUUACGAAAUCAACUGAUCCGUUUGUGCCAUUGAAGAUAAAGGACGGCCAACCUCAUGUGCGAUACGAGUGCAACAAAGUAGAGGAAGAGUAUCCACCUGGUCCACUUAGAAAAGACGGACAGCCGGACAUGCGAUAUGCCGCAAACAAGAGAUAUGUCGCUGAACGAGACGCGAAUCAAGUUACGGCGAACAAGGAAAGUGCAGAAAAUGUAAAAGAGAACGACAUGGGGAACGUGGAAGUCAAUUGUGGACUUAUAAAUGCGUGGAGUCUUUUUCCUAAAAGAGACGAGCUGAAAGAGAAAAUAGAAAAGUCGAAAUUAGACUUUGUCACUGUCACAGAAACCUGGAAAAUGAGUGAUAAUUCCCAAUUGAAUACCAACCAAGAAACAAACGAGAGGCAAGGCGGUGGAGUUGCCCUUUUUUACCGAGAUAGCAUCAAAAGAACUCCCCGUUCCCGCAAACAUUACGAAACAUUCGAAUGCCUCGAAACUUCCCUUGACGUAGGCGCGGAAAAAAAAAUUAGGCUCCUUAGCAUCUACAGACCGGAUAAAAUACAUCUACAGAUCGCCGAAAAUGACAAAAACUUUUGGAAACUUCCAAUUUCCGGAAUUUCCAAAAUUUUUUUGGAGGAGUUUAAGUCUCUUUUAGCAGCAUCGAACACAAGCAAAGAAACCCUAUGCAUCACUGGCGACUUAAAUGUGCACGUUGAGAAUCCCAAAUCAUCCAGAGUAAAAGAAUUCCUCCAAUUAAUAAAAUCGUACGGCCUCGUGCAACACGUCAAGAAACCAACGCACGAAGAUGGCGGAACUCUCGAUUUGAUCAUAACUACGCCUGAUUUGUUGGUCAAAAAGGUUCGAGUUAGUGAAUUUCCCAGUGAUCACAAAUUUGUUGAGUUCAAGAUCCAGACAGAAAAGAAAAAGGAAGACAUCAUCAAGAAGGAAGAGUAAUUUUUAAAAGCAUUAUCUAAGAUAUAAUAUGGCAGGGAAACGUUUCAAAACAGUAUUGUUUAUGUUUUGAAGAGAAAUAUUAAAGUUGCCCAGGUUAAUGUUUGAUUCAUUUUGUAUAGUAAGCUAAGGUAAUCGUGUAUCCCAGCCACACAACUUAAAGAUGGUGCUGGCGCUUGUCUCCGCAAGAGACGACACAUUCGAAAACUCGAGCCAUCAGAAACCCUAAAGUAAACUAAGAUCUCUGACUGGCAAAUCAAUGGCAAUUACAUUGUUUUAGGUGACUUUACAUACAGUGAUUCCAACGGCUCUUCCAUCGCCGUUUGUUGGUACAAUCAGAGAAACACGUCAACAGUAAAUAAAUAAGAAGCUUCCCUUAUA
This is a messenger RNA of Daphnia magna, 2221 nucleotides long. RefSeq lists its product as uncharacterized. The record is from RefSeq and is a predicted model, not a curated record. NCBI's taxonomy places the organism in Eukaryota, Metazoa, Arthropoda, Branchiopoda, Diplostraca, Daphniidae. Gene Ontology annotation, molecular function: catalytic activity.